CCUCAACUGAACUUCGCCGACUUUGUUUUGUUUAAAUUUUAAUUUAUUCGCGAUAAUUUAUAAUAAAACUCAAGUGCUACAUACCUGCAAAUUUACAGAAUGUCGUCUCCAUGUGAAGAAAGCGUGCGUCGAAACAGUGAGAGCGAAAGUGGAGAUCCAGAAGCUACGGAACAUGAUCCACACUUCGAACCCAUCGUAUCUUUGCCCCUGGUAGAUAUUCAGACUCACGAAGAAGAUGAAGAGGAGCUGGCAAAGAUACGAGCUCGUCUUUAUCGCUACGACACCGGCGAUCAUGAGUGGAAAGAAAGAGGUACAGGUGACGUUAAACUUCUUCGUCACAAACUGAACAACACUGUGCGGGUUGUAAUGAGGAGAGAUAAGACUCUGAAAGUAUGCGCUAAUCAUUUCAUUACCCCAGAUAUUAGAAUGAAUGUACAUUGUGGAUCCGAUAGAGCAUUCAACUGGUCUGUAUUUGCUGAUUAUGCUGAUGAGACAUGCAAACAAGAAUUGCUGGCCAUCAAGUUUGGAAACCCUCAGAAUGCCGAACUAUGGAAGGCAAAGUUUGCAGAAGCUCAGGAAAUAGUGAGGACAAAAUGUAGUCUUUAUUGUCAGGAUCAGUCAUCUGAUGAUGAAAGCAGUAUAACUAGAAGUGAGGAUACUGACACACCUGAACCAAAGAGUACUGAAAAGUCUUCAAUAAAUGAAAAAUCGGACAAAGAUGAUGAGACAGACUCCGAUGGUGUAGUACUAAAGCUUAAGGAAUUGAAAGUUGAAAACAAAAAAUCAGAUUAGGUUAACUAACUUUAACAAUUUUAACUAUGUUUGUAAUGACAUAAUAAGAAGCCAAUAAGUCUUUUCUCUAUGUAAAUAAAAAAGUUUAAAAUUUGAGGCACUAAAAUGGAUUUUAACAAAAUUUAUUCCUUUUACUGUUCUUAGGAUGAAAUAAUUUUUAAAUUCUACAUUACAAUUUCAAUAAUUGCAUUUACAUGUUGAGUUGAGAAAAUCAAUGCUCAUAAACAUACAACAACUUUCGUGCUUUGAAAGAAAUGUUUUUCCGAACAUCUUGUAGAAUUCAUGAAUACUAUAAUAAUUGUGGGGUAUAAAAUCUAAAACGCUGUCUAAAAAAUAAAAGAUCCGGCGACUUUACAUCUAAUGGUUGGCAGCAAACAUAACAGUCAACAAAAAUCAUAACAUAUUUUUAAUAAUAUAAUUUAGCAAUUUUAAACCCUAAAUUCUAAAUUGGGCUCUGUAAUAUCACAUUUUUUUCUCCCUUAUUUUCUUUAGCUCCAAUGGUUUCGUUUUGUGACGGUACAAAACCUUCAUGUGAAGUGAAACAGAUGAAUUUUGUUAAAAUUAAUAAUAUAGCAAAAGUAUGAAUUGACUGACUGUACAAACUGCCAAUGUAUAAUAAGAACAACAUACCUUUCAACCUUUGUUCUAGCACAGUUUCAAGGUUCCAAAGCUCUUUUAAUUUUUUCUGCCCUAUUCUAGACUACUUAAUCAUAUUUUCUUCCAUUUUUACCUUAAUUUAAAAUCAAAAUCUGUUGGUAAAUACUAUAAAUAUCAAACACAAGUUUCUAUGUAAAUAACAUCUGGAGCCUCUUGAUCUAUUUUAUUUUGGUGGUCAUGAUUGAUUGCUUCUAACAUGUUAAAGACAUUAGCGUUUUUGCUUCUCAACUUCAAUUUUGGAUUCUUUUUUUUAUGAGACAAUGGGAACAUUGCAUUGGAAUGAAUUAAAAUAUAAUAGUUUUAAUCUACGCUGCUAGAUUGCAUUCAUAGUUUGAAUAAGAUCAAAAAUAGACAGACGUGUUCUUGCUUUCGUACUCCUUUUAUGGUAUUUAAUAUAUAAAAUCAAACACAAUACAUUGAAAAAUAAUAUUAACUUUGGUAGAAAUUAAUGUCUAUUCAGUUAUUUGUUUUUAAAAUUGAAUCUCAUUCAUAAUUUUUAUUACAGUAAUAAACUAUUAUCUCGAAUCAACCAUAACUGGCAGCUAGAAACCGAAUAUUACUUAUUAAAUAUGGCUUCUUACAAUGUAUUGUACAGAUUUUUCUUAACAUUUCGAUAGUCGUUGUUAUGAUUAAAAAUUUAUACAAAUAUGUUUAGUACUAAAGAAGCAUGUUGCUUUAUAAAAUAUUUUUCAUUUGCUCAUUUCUAUGUAGAUUUAAUAGAUAUUACUGUUUUGCACUUGGUAUGAUUUUUUACUGCUGUAAAUAAUGUUUUAGUGUGAAGAAAUUUUCCUAAUAAAAUGUCAGAAUUUGAAACAUCUAUAUUCGAAAGUUGAGUCCUGUAAUAAAAAUAAAUGCAGAGAAAUAAUAUAUGAUCGUGAAAUUUAUCAAACAUCUUUCAGUAGAUUGGUGCCAAUUGGGGGGAAUAGAGACUAGAGUUAGAAUAGGGGCAAAUCUGUGAUGUCUCAAUACUUUUGUUGAAUUGUUAGAUUCAAUUUUGUUGAACUGAAAAUGACUUAUGUAUUUAGUUGUGAAUAUUAAAUAGUUUAAUUUAGU
Molecule: messenger RNA, 2502 nt
Organism: Bombyx mandarina (wild silkworm)
Lineage: Eukaryota; Metazoa; Arthropoda; Insecta; Lepidoptera; Bombycidae
Product: ran-specific GTPase-activating protein
Biological process (GO): nucleocytoplasmic transport
Cellular component (GO): nuclear pore; cytoplasm
Molecular function (GO): GTPase activator activity
Source: RefSeq, a predicted model, not a curated record